Salvelinus namaycush (lake trout) is the source of this 1085-nucleotide messenger RNA. RefSeq names its product NK2 transcription factor related, locus 9 (Drosophila) (gene nkx2-9). Gene Ontology annotation, molecular function: RNA polymerase II cis-regulatory region sequence-specific DNA binding; DNA-binding transcription factor activity, RNA polymerase II-specific. Gene Ontology annotation, cellular component: nucleus. The record is from RefSeq and is a predicted model, not a curated record. Bases 378 to 1085 code for a protein of 235 amino acids. Gene Ontology annotation, biological process: regulation of transcription by RNA polymerase II; cell differentiation. Lineage: Eukaryota; Metazoa; Chordata; Actinopteri; Salmoniformes; Salmonidae. The transcript is spliced from 2 exons.
AUUCAGCUGCAACAAUCACCAUUAUCUGGUCACCACUUUUCACGAUACGGGACGAAUCUGUAAUGAUGACGAGUGUUUCCUUCGGCCAUUGUUGAGGCAACGGGGAUAUUCUUCUGCGGGUUCACACCUACCAUCAUUGGAUAAAGGCACUCGAAUCAUUCAGGUACUUGGCGUCCUCGAGGAGCAUAUAUAAGCGGCGUGAAGUACUGUUUAUACAAACACUGCCUCAUGUCCACACACACAGGGUGUUCUAGGUCGACUCUGACAGCGCGCUUCGCCGUUCCUCGAGUGGAUAGAUAUUUUUACUCAUAUCAUCUGUAUCCUCUCCUUUGGAUAGUUAUUACGCACAAGGAUUCUGGGUUUUUUUUCCGGACAGAAUGGCUGUUGCUGCAAAGUUCAGUUUUUCCGUGAGGAGCAUCCUGGAUUUGCCUGAGCAUGACGCCAAGACAGCGCAGCCUUCCCCCGGUAACUCCUGCUACAGCUCCCCUUACUCCUCCUGGAUGGACAGCGACCGGAGCCCUUGUCUCUCUUCAGACGAGGGUAGCCUGGAGAUCUCCCCAAACAAGUCCGACGAGUCUUCUCUGGACUCUGAGGCCGAGAAGAAGAAGAAGCGCCGCGUGCUCUUCUCAAAGGCCCAGACCUUCGAGCUUGAGAGACGCUUCCGUCAGCAGCGCUAUCUGUCAGCACCAGAGCGGGAGCAGCUCGCCCAUCUCCUCAGCCUGACGCCGACGCAGAUCAAGAUCUGGUUCCAGAACCACAGGUACAAAAUGAAGAGGUCGCGAGUAGAGGGAGCGCCACAAGACAUAAACCAAUCGCCAAUGUUGCGAAGAGUAGUGGUACCCAUCCUAGUUCGGGAUGGCAAGCCUUAUCAGACCUGUUUCAUUAACACGGAGAAAGGAGGCUGUCUUAGACCGACCACGUCCCCGGGUACACCCUUCAGUUUGGGGUACCAGUCUUUCCAGCUUCCGUCACCGUUCGGUCUACCUUCCCCAUACCAGCAUUUUGCCAGCCCGGCAGCAUCUAGACACACCUUUGCUUGGAGAGACUUUCUGAAUGACUCAGCUCAAUUCAGUUCUUUUAAGUGA